CACUCCCUCUUGCCUUGUGGCGCAUCACCAUAACUGUCACUCUUCUCUCUUCUGCAAGCAAAGCCUCAAGUGACCUUUUGUUCCAGCAUUUACACCACGAGACUCUAGUAAACCUUGUCUAAAUAUUCAUAAAUUCAUCGAGUUCCCUUUUCAUCUGCCUCAAUCAGAAUCCUCGGUGUAUCAGUUCCACCGCCGCUCUUCAUCUCCGCCCACCACCCCGCAAUCCUUCCUUCUCUUAGAGCCUCAAGACACACCACUCUGCUCUCCAACCUUAGACUGUGUUCACAAUGGCGUCGUCAGAUCUCGACCAGUUGGUCAUGAUGGGCUUCGACAAGGAGAAAAGUGAAAUGGCCAUCAAAGCGACCGGUGGCUUGGCCGAUGCCAUCGACUGGCUAGACCAGAACUCCUCAAAAUCCAUAGAAGAGUUGAGAAGUGAGAAGGAAGCCACGGACAAAGCAAAAGCCGAAGAAGCAGCAGAGGAAGCCCGGAGUCUGGUUUGCAACGAGUGUGGGAAGAAGUUCAGAGGUACUGCACAAGCCGAAUUCCAUGCGAGCAAGUCUGGACACACCGAUUUUGCAGAGUCCACGGAAGAGAUCAAGGCCUUGACUGAAGAAGAAAAGAAAGCCAAGUUGGCAGACCUGAGAGAGAAGCUAGCGGCCAAGCGCGCUGUGCAGGCGGAGCAAGACAAGGUCGAUCAAAAACGAAACGAGCAGAUCAAUCGCAAGAAGACCAAAGAGACAGAGGACGCGAAGGAACAACUGCGGGUAAAAGAACAGAUCAAGGAAGCCGAGAAGAAGCGGCAAGAGAAGCAAGCCGAUAUUGAGGCAAAGAAGCGAAUACAGGCCAAAAUCGCUGCCGACAAAGAGGAAAGACGAUUAAAAGCCGAGAGAGAAAAAGCGGCUCGGUCAGGUGCUGCUGUGCCUGUCGUUGAGACACCUGCCGCACCGCCAGCAGCACCAAAACCAGCCUCGGACUACAAGGAGACGCGCCUCCGGUUACAGACUUCUGCCGGCAAUAUCAUGAAGACCUUCCCGGUCGAGACGACGCUGUUUGAGGUUGCUGCUGCGGUGGGCGAGGAGACAGGACGGGACGUUGAAAGCUUCACCCAGAACUUCCCUAGGAAAGUGUUCGGGCAUGAGUACUUUGGAGAGUCGCUGAAGGAUUUGAAGCUAGUGCCCAGUGCAAGCUUGAUCGUGACGUAGGUGUUCUCAUAUUGUCCCUUGGCCUUGAGCUUGAACAGUCUUCACGGCGAACCAUCUCGUGUGGGAUCUCAGAAUGGCAAGCAUAAUUCGUGCUCUGUUGCCACCAAUUGAUCCAGGCGAUGCUGACCAUGAAUGAAGGGAUUAUCCAUUGCCUUGGUAGCUGACGCGUGGAGGAUCGUGGAUCUGAGGGUCAUGAUAGAAUUAGAUUAAUCAAAACCCACCGAGCAGAAUCAGGGAAGGUUGAGAAUAUCGAUUGAUUGCCUGUGCUGUACAAUAGGAGUCCAGCCGCGUAAAUUGUCCUCCAUAUCGAUAUUAGAACUCCGUCCG
Molecule: messenger RNA, 1529 nt
Organism: Exophiala oligosperma
Lineage: Eukaryota; Fungi; Ascomycota; Eurotiomycetes; Chaetothyriales; Herpotrichiellaceae
Exons: 2
Coding region: 288-1202 (304 amino acids)
Molecular function (GO): protein binding
Source: RefSeq, a predicted model, not a curated record